Messenger RNA from Sciurus carolinensis (gray squirrel), 7147 nucleotides. It is a transcript of the gene Osbpl3, whose product is annotated as oxysterol binding protein like 3. NCBI's taxonomy places the organism in Eukaryota, Metazoa, Chordata, Mammalia, Rodentia, Sciuridae. The transcript has 25 exons. Gene Ontology annotation, molecular function: cholesterol binding. The record is from RefSeq and is a predicted model, not a curated record. Gene Ontology annotation, cellular component: intracellular membrane-bounded organelle; cytosol; perinuclear endoplasmic reticulum. The coding region runs from base 505 to 3327 and encodes 940 amino acids.
GCAGCGCGCUCGAAGUUCUGGGCAAAGUACUGGGGAACUGGUAGCACGUUCUCAUUGCCGGCGAACCGCCCCGGACAAAGGGACAGCACCAGCCUGCCAGUGCGCAGCGGGGCUCCUGGCCUUGCUGUCAGUCUGCGAGUGGCGGUCGGCGCCCGCGUCUCCUAGGCUGAUGCGGGAACUGUUAGCUGCGCGUUGCAGGGCGACCUGAGGAGCUGGUUUGCCUCCUUCCUAGUCUGUGAGCAAACCCUGGAGCGGGGCACCGGGGAACAAGGCGGUGUUCCCGGCGGCAGAGAGCUCAGCUAAAACUAUAAGUCAGUCUACUCCCCCCGGCAGCCCCUGCAUUGUCUCUCAGGAAUUUCCUCUGGGUCAUCUAGAAAUGCUUUUUAAGCAUACCGGAUAAGAGCUGGCCUGUCUACCUGUGUGGGACCUCCGUCCACUCAACUCCUCUGCCUUCUGAUGGCAUUUUGAUUGCAUUGAGGCCAAGUGACUGACCAGCUGCUCACAAUGAGUGAUGAAAAGAACCUUGGUGUGUCCCAGAAAUUGGUCUCACCUUCAAGGAGCACAAGUAGCUGCUCCUCCAAGCAGGGAAGUCGACAGGACAGCUGGGAAGUGGUGGAAGGACUGAGAGGGGAGAUGAAUUACACCCAGGAGCCACCAGUUCAGAAAGGAUUUUUGCUGAAAAAGAGGAAAUGGCCCUUAAAAGGCUGGCACAAGAGAUUUUUCUACCUGGACAAAGGAAUCUUGAAAUAUGCCAAGAGCCAAACCGAUAUAGAGAGGGAGAAGCUGCAUGGCUGCAUUGACGUGGGGCUCUCGGUGAUGUCUGUAAAGAAGUCAUCCAAGUGCAUCGAUCUUGACACAGAGGAGCACAUCUACCAUCUGAAGGUGAAGUCAGAAGAAAUCUUUGAUGAGUGGGUAUCCAAACUUCGUCACCACAGAAUGUAUCGCCAGAAUGAAAUUGCCAUGUUUCCACGUGAAGUUAAUCACUUUUUCCCAGGGUCAACCGUCACAGAUUCUGCACCUGGGACAUUUGAUUCCAUUUCUAGUAGAAAGCGUAGCAGUAUAUCAAAGCAGAAUUCAUUUCAAACUGGAAGCAAUUUAUCAUUUUCUUGUGGUGGUGAGACACGAGUUCCCUUAUGGCUACAGUCUUCAGAGGACAUGGAAAAAUGCUCAAAAGACCUGGCACACUGUCAUGCUUACUUGGUGGAAAUGAGCCAGCUUCUACAAAGUAUGGACGUCCUGCAUCGGACAUACUCAGCGCCUGCCAUCAAUGCCAUCCAGGGUGGAGUUUUUGAAAGUCCCAAAAAGGAAAAAAGAUCACACAGGAGGUGGCGGUCCAGAGCUAUUGGCAAAGAUGCUAAAGGAACGCUGCAGGUCCCUAAGCCUUUUUCUGGCCCAGUAAGACUACACUCCUCCAAUCCUAAUCUGUCAACACUAGAUUUUGGAGAAGAGAAAAAUUAUUCUGAUGGUUCUGAAACCUCAUCAGAGUUUUCUAAAAUGCAGGAAGAUCUGUGUCAUGUUGCCCAUAAAGUUUACUUCGCCUUAAGGUCAGCUUUUAAUACCAUAUCAACAGAGAGAGAGAAAUUAAAGCAGCUGAUGGAGCAGGAUGCCACCUCCUCCCCUUCUGCUCAGGUCAUCGGUCUGAAGCAUGCUCUGUCAUCCACAUGGAGACACAGUUGGCCAUGGAAUCCUGGACCAAAGUCAUUUUCUUCUUUGCUAAGGAAUUCACUUUCACCCACGUUCAUGAUUUUGAAACUUAAGAUCAAACAGAACAAUCUUUCCUUUUUGGUUUGGAUUCAUGAUUUGAUCCAAGACUUUUUUAAAGCCCUAGCACAAAACACAGAUCUUAAAGAACGCUUACGCAGAAUCCAUGCCGAAUCUCUGCUCCUCGACUCGCCCGCUGUUGCCAAGCUGGGUGACAAUCUGGCAGAGGAAAACUCCAGAGAUGAAAAUCGAGCUCUGGUUCACCAGCUUUCCAACGAAAGCAGGCUCUCCAUCACAGACUCCCUUUCGGAGUUUUUUGAUGCACAGGAAGUUCUCUUGUCACCAAGCUCUUCAGAAAAUGAGAUCUCUGAUGAUGAUUCAUAUGUCAGUGACAUAAGUGAUAAUCUUUCCUUAGACAAUCUCAGUAAUGAUUUAGACAAUGAAAGACAGACCUUGGGGCCUAUUCUUGAAAGUGGUAGGGGAGCAAAGUCCAAAAGAAGAACUUGCCUGCCGGCACCAGGUCCCAACACCAGUAACAUCAGCUUGUGGAACAUCCUGCGAAACAAUAUCGGGAAGGACCUGUCCAAAGUGGCCAUGCCCGUGGAGCUGAAUGAGCCCCUGAACACGCUGCAGAGGCUCUGUGAGGAACUGGAGUACAGUGAGCUGUUGGACAAGGCUGCACAAAUCCCCAGUCCCCUGGAAAGGAUGGUAUAUGUGGCCGCCUUUGCCAUAUCAGCGUAUGCAUCUAGCUAUUUCCGGGCUGGGAGCAAGCCAUUUAACCCCGUCCUUGGAGAAACGUAUGAGUGCAUUCGAGAGGACAAGGGCUUCAGUUUUUUUUCAGAACAGGUUAGCCACCAUCCACCUAUCUCUGCAUGUCACGCCGAAUCUGGAAAUUUUGUUUUCUGGCAAGACGUGAGAUGGAAAAACAAAUUCUGGGGUAAAUCCAUGGAAAUUGUUCCGAUUGGCACAACUCAUGUGACUCUGCCAGCUUUUGGAGAUCAUUUUGAGUGGAACAAAGUGACUUCUUGCAUCCACAACAUCCUAAGUGGACAGAGGUGGAUCGAGCACUAUGGAGAGAUUGUCAUCAAGAACCUGAAUGAUGAUUCCUGCCACUGCAAAGUGAAUUUCAUAAAGGCAAAAUACUGGAGCACUAAUGCCCACGAGAUCGAAGGCACGGUGUUCGACAGGAGCGGGAAAGCGGUGCACCGGCUCUUUGGGAAAUGGCACGAGAGCAUCUACUGCGGGGGCUCCUCCUCAUCCUCAUGCCUCUGGAGAGCAAAUCCCAUGCCAAAAGGAUAUGAGCAAUAUUAUGGCUUCACACAGUUUGCAUUGGAGUUAAAUGAAAUGGACCCAUUGUCAAAGUCUUUAUUACCACCGACUGACACUCGGUUUAGACCAGAUCAAAGGUUUCUAGAAGAAGGGAAUAUAGAAGAAGCUGAAAUACAGAAGCAGAGGAUUGAACAGCUGCAGAGAGAAAGGCGGAGGGUCUUAGAAGAAAAUAACGUGGAACACCAGCCUCGGUUUUUCAGGAAAUCCAGUGACGACUCUUGGGUGAGCAACGGCACCUAUUUGGAACUUAGGAGAGAUCUUGGUUUUUCCAAGCUGGACCAUCCUGUCUUGUGGUAAAAACAGUAAAGAAGAGGAAAGAUUUGUUAGGGUACUUCUCCUGUGUUUGCUUCUGGAAGCAGCACAAACUUGUGUCUAUCUAUUUAAAAGAUAUUAUCUAGAAUAAUCACUUGUGCUUAGUUUAGCAUUAUAAGUAUUUAAGUAUAUAUUUUCUUCUGUGGGUUUCUUUACGAUUUCAAAUGUUAUGAUUGUUUAUAUGAAUGCAGAACACCUCGAUAUUUCCUUUUAUAUAUAAACUAUUUAAUAAAAAUGAAAGAUUGAAUGUUAAUGUGUGGGUUAAAAAAGAAGCUUUAACACUAAUUUUCCAAAGGUUAGAGAAAAUUCAAAUUAAAUUUAUGCCUUAUAAAAUUAUGUCGGAGAAAAAUAAAUCAACCUCUCCCAGGUGCAUUAAGAAAUAAGAUCACCCAGGGUUACUCACCCAUGCGUAAGCUACCCAAGUUUAAUUUGGUAGCUGAGAUAUCUUUUUGCCUCAGACAGCUCUUGAAUUGCUCAGAUGAGCAAUUCUGCUGGUGCUGAAGUCCGAAGAAUAUUUUCAUUUGCAUUUUAGUGGUUAAAGGGAUGGUAUAAGAUUAGUGGAAUGUAUGUUUUUACAUAAGAUGCAUCUGGAACCUUCUUGAAGGGGAGGUAUUUGAGUUUGUCCUUCCCUCUAGUUUUAUUGCCUUACAUGCAAAAUUGUACCCUCUCGCUCAGAGAAAUUUUCAUUAAUUAGAGAAAUCCCCAUUAAUUUAAUGUCCUAAUGAAAGGUAGUAGGAAUUUUUUUCCUUAGCGAGAGAGCUCAAUCCUUAAUAAAUUAAAAAGUGAUCUCCUGCUUCCCAUCCAGUCCCUGGCUUUGUGGCCCUCCUGUUUGACCACAGCUCCGUUGAGUAUGGAAUGUCCCAGUUUAGUAUAAAAUAUACAGUGCAUUACACACCACAGUUGGACUUUGUAAAAAAUUAGCAAAAUAACUGAUUGUUUUAAAUAACUCGACAUAUCUUUCUUAAAUACUGUUCUGCUAUUUUCUACCUCUUAAUAAGCAUCAUAUUUUCGAUCGUAUAGCAAGUUUGACCAUCUGCCUUAUAGACAAAUGUAGAGAGUCGAUGUUCUCCUUUUGUGUUGUCUUCCGAGAAAGCUUUAAGUGUCUUACCCCCUUCCCAACUUUCUUCUCAUUUGUAUCACUCUGUGAGUUCUGCAGCAGUCUCAGAUAAUUGACUGUAACUACUGAAAGGCAAAACUUUGUUCUUUUAAGUGUGUUAUUUCAAAUUACAAUAUAAUUUGUGCAGUGGUUGAAUUGUGUUGUCAGAGCAAUUCUAACUUCUGUGCAGAUUACAUUAAAACCAAAGUCUAAUUUUGAAGCCUUUUACUCAAAUGAUCAUAACAAUCCUAUGAAAUAUCAAAUGUCAUCAUGUGCUAAAGAGAUUUCUCCAGAAAACAUCUUUAGAUGUUUAAAGAAUUGCAGAACGUGUAGAAUGAUUGGAAUGAAGAGUAAAAUAAAUAACAGGAAAAGUAUGCAUGAUUUUCUAAUGUCACAUCAAACAACCAAUUGGACAGCAUCACAUUUUCAAAAUGGAGAGUUAUAUAAAAUGGAUCAGUAGCCUUUUGGAGUCUGCAAGUGACUGGCAUUUUAAAACAACUCAUUAAAUAUUGGAUUCAUUUAUUCCAUUUUAUGGUGAUGUUAAAAUGAACACAGUGUGAAUAUCAUUUCCAUUUCUAAGCAGUCGAAUGACACCAUCCAAUUCUUUGGUAUGUCCUUUGUUCUUUUUCUUUUCAAGCAUUUAUCCAAAUUCUGCUCACAGACAGGAGGAAGCAGGCUGUAGAUUUAAGGGUCCUCAGGGGGAAAACAAAUCUAGUUUCCACAAUGUGAGGAUAAAUGUAGAAUUUUAGUAACACUGGCUGUUAAAUAGGCCUGCUCCACAGGCUGAAUCAAAAACAAAACAAAACAAAAAACUCAACAAACAGAAUGUACAGCCUGAAUAAAUGUAGCUUUGUCAUGCAGUAUUUGGAAAAUUUUUUAAUUGUCCCAAUAUUGUUAUUUCAAAUGAUUUUAUGCUUUAUUUUGGAAUCACAAGGACAAGCAAACCAAACAUCACCUCUGUAGUCAUCUUAUUUGAAUUGGGAGUGGGAUGAACAAAAUAUGGUUAGAACAAUAUGCAAAUUUUAAAAAUCUAAUUAGUAGCAGGAUCUUUCUAAAGGGCCUUCCUGAAAUUUAAACAGCUUAUGAUGCAACCUCAUAUUCAGAUCUUAAAACUUCCUUAAGGGGGGAAAUGGCAUCUUCUUUUUUUUUUUUUUUUUUUUUUUUUUCCUUUCUUUCUGUUCUUUCCUUCAGAAGCACCUUUCCCCCAAAUUUGUAUCUCCCUCUCCCUCUGUUAUCCCACCUGGCAUUCCACGCCGGCUGAGAGAGGAGGAUGUCAAGUUCGAUGUCAGUAUGAGCAAUUGUCUGAAAAUAAAUAACAAAUGAAGAUGUAACUUAGUGGUCAGGCACCCCUGAACUAGAUCCCCAGCCUAAAAUAGAAACAAACAAAUGUCUCGGACCCUUACAUUUUUAAGAUGGAUUAAUAGAAACACAGCAUUGUUUGGGAAGAACUUAGGUAGAAUUUAAUGUCCUGGACUCUAAAUCUCUCAGCUAAAUAAUGCUCAUCUGCACCAUUCAAGGUAUUUCUACCCUGAUUUUAUUCAUAAAAUCUUACCACCUCGAAUUUAUGGUAAAUUACACAGUAUUCUUGGAAAUGGGACUUUGCUCAAGCAAUCAUCCUGCACUUCACUGUUCCUAUUGUAAGUAUUGACUCCUUCAAACUGCAGGGAAUCCAUUCAGGAACCAGCAUCACCAGUGUAGCAGGGAAGCAGAUUGAUUCCCACCCAGGCCCCAAAGCAUCCCUAAGGUUGCCAUUUCCAAGAGCCUCAAUGUAGUUCCUCCCUGCAGUUCACAUUCCAUGAGCUAGGUGGGUUCUGGAACUAACUGAACAGGUGGGGGUUUGCUUUAGGACAUCAGUGCAGUUACCUACCGAGGACACCCAAUGUCCCAAUAGCCUUUCUGGUCUUCAUGGGUUUCCUUGGAGACUUGAGAAGAAAAGUAUACAAACCUUUAAAAAAAAAUGUUUACUUCUUUUGGGCCAUUGCUUUUCUUAUAUAAUGCUUUUAAUUGCUUCCAAUAAAUCACUUGCCUGGGCCUCAAGCACUGUUCUUCGUCUGCGUUUUCCAGAUUGAUGAGUGAUCUUGUUCUACUGUUCAUCUUAAAAGAAAAAUAAUAAAAUGUUCACUGGGCAGUUGAACUCUGAUGCAGGCCUACCAUAUAUCCUAACAGGUUACGUUAUGGCCUCCAGCUGUCAUAGAAUUCCUCAGACCAUUUAGUCUUGAGUAGGAGCAAUAAGAAGUCGUUCUUAUGAUCUUAUAUUAGUUGCAUUAGUUACAAUGUUUCGGCAUAAUUUAUUUGAAUGUCUUUAAUUUUUAUAUUAAACAUCAGCAUAAAUCUAUUUUUGCUAGCAGAUGACAGCUAUUUUCCUUCUGCAUUGUAUUAAUCUGUCACUCAAUGUUAGUCUUUCUGUGUAGGAAAUCUGCAUCAUCUAAGUAUCUACAAAUUGUGACAGCCUAAAAUGGAAACCAGUUUUGGAGACUAUGGUUUUGGGGAAUGCAAUGAUCAGAAGUGACUCAUUUAUUUUAUUAAUGAUGAUUUUUAUCUUCCUCUGUUACCCUCAGAGGACAAUUUUUUAACAUGGAUAUUUGUAAAUCUUCCAUUUAACUAUUUGUAAAAUUAUGUUCUGUCUAAAUUCCAUUCUCCCGUUCCCCUAUGACUCCCCAAAAAGCUCAAUAAAUUUGUUUACUCUCCUCAUGUAGCUAGUUGACUGAA